GGGGAGGGGCCAGAGCGCUGUGCUCUGGCUGUCCACAGCCCUAGGCGCUGCUUGAGCUCAGCCAAUGUCCGGGUCUCCUGAGGCAGCCGACCGCCGCUGGUUCCGAUAGUGUCUUCGCCGACCGCCACGCGGAAAGACAAAAAGACAAAAACUCUCCAGAUGUCUGCUAGUAAUGUCGAAGUUUUUAUCCCAAUGUCACAAGGAAACACCAAUGGCUUCCCCUCGACAACUUCCAAUGAUCUGAAGGCAUUUACUGAAGGAGCGGUGUUAAGUUUUCAUAACAUCUGCUAUCGAGUGAAAGUGAAGAAUGGCUUUCUACCUGGUCGAAAACCAGUUCAGAAAGAAAUACUGUCAAAUAUCAAUGGGAUCAUGAAACCUGGCCUCAAUGCCAUCCUGGGACCCACAGGUGGAGGCAAAUCUUCGUUAUUAGAUGUCUUAGCUGCAAGGAAAGAUCCAAGUGGAUUAUCUGGAGAUGUUCUGAUAAAUGGAGCGCUGAGACCUGCCAAUUUCAAAUGUAAUUCAGGUUACGUGGUACAAGAUGAUGUUGUGAUGGGUACUCUGACGGUGAGAGAAAAUUUACAGUUCUCAGCAGCUCUUCGGCUUCCAACAACUAUGACGAAUCAUGAAAAAAACGAACGGAUUAACAGAGUCAUUCAAGAGUUAGGUCUGGAUAAAGUGGCAGAUUCCAAGGUUGGAACUCAGUUUAUCCGUGGUGUGUCUGGAGGAGAAAGAAAAAGGACUAGUAUUGGAAUGGAGCUUAUUACUGAUCCUUCCAUCUUGUUCUUGGAUGAGCCCACAACUGGCUUAGACUCGAGCACAGCAAAUGCUGUCCUUUUGCUCCUGAAAAGGAUGUCUAAGCAGGGACGAACAAUCAUCUUCUCCAUACAUCAGCCUCGAUAUUCCAUCUUCAAGUUGUUUGAUAGCCUCACCUUAUUGGCCUCAGGAAGACUUAUGUUCCAUGGGCCUGCUCAGGAGGCCUUGGGAUACUUUGAAUCAGCUGGUUAUCACUGUGAGGCCUAUAAUAACCCUGCAGACUUCUUCUUGGAUGUCAUUAAUGGAGAUUCCACUGCUGUGGUAUUAAACAGAGAAGAAGACUUCAAAGCCACGGAGAUCAUAGAGCCUUCCAAGCAGGAUAAGCCACUCAUAGAAAAAUUAGCCGAGAUUUAUAUCAACUCCUCCUUCUACAAAGAGACAAAAGCGGAAUUAGAUCAACUCUCAAGGGGUGAGAAGAAGAAGAAGACCACGGUCUUCAGGGAGGUCACCUAUACCACCUCCUUCUGUCAUCAACUCAGAUGGGUUUCCAAGCGUUCAUUCAAAAACUUGCUGGGUAAUCCCCAGGCCUCUAUAGCUCAGAUCAUUGUCACAGUCAUACUGGGACUGGUUAUAGGUGCCAUUUACUUUGGGCUAAAAAAUGAUUCUACUGGAAUCCAGAAUAGAGCCGGGGUUCUCUUCUUUCUGACAACUAACCAGUGUUUCAGCAGCGUGUCGGCUGUGGAACUCUUUGUGGUAGAGAAGAAGCUCUUCAUACACGAAUAUAUCAGUGGAUACUACAGAGUGUCAUCUUAUUUCUUUGGAAAACUGUUAUCCGAUUUAAUACCCAUGAGGACGUUACCAAGUAUUAUAUUUACCUGUAUAGUGUACUUCAUGUUAGGAUUGAAACCAAAGGCAGAUGCCUUCUUCAUCAUGGUAUUUACCCUUAUGAUGGUGGCUUAUUCGGCCAGUUCCAUGGCGCUGGCCAUAGCAGCAGGUCAGAGUGUGGUUUCCAUAGCAACACUUCUCAUGACCAUCUGUUUUGUGUUUAUGAUGAUUUUUUCAGGUUUGUUGGUAAAUCUCACAACCAUCGCAUCUUGGCUCUCAUGGCUUCAGUACUUCAGCAUUCCUCGAUACGGGUUUACAGCUUUACAACAUAAUGAAUUUUUGGGACAAAACUUCUGCCCAGGACUCAACACAACAUCAAACAGUACUUGUGAAUAUGCCAUAUGUACUGGCGAAGAACAUUUGACAAACCAGGGCAUUGAUCUCUCACCCUGGGGCUUGUGGAAGAAUCACGUGGCCUUGGCUUGUAUGAUUGUUAUUUUCCUCACAAUUGCCUACCUAAAAUUGUUAUUUCUUAAAAAAUAUUCUUAAAUUUCCCUUAACUCACUAUGAUUUAUCCUCACAUGUAAGAAGCACCUUGAUUUAAGUGUUCAA
Molecule: messenger RNA, 2190 nt
Organism: Saimiri boliviensis boliviensis (Bolivian squirrel monkey)
Lineage: Eukaryota; Metazoa; Chordata; Mammalia; Primates; Cebidae
Gene: ABCG2
Product: ATP binding cassette subfamily G member 2 (JR blood group)
Biological process (GO): transmembrane transport
Cellular component (GO): plasma membrane
Molecular function (GO): ATP binding; ATP hydrolysis activity; efflux transmembrane transporter activity
Source: RefSeq, a predicted model, not a curated record